AUGGAAACAAAGAAAAACAAGGAGAGCUCGUUUGGCUUAAACUACCCAACCCUGACAAAAACAAAUUACACGGCCUGGGCUAUGAAAAUGAAAGUUUACAUGCAGGCACACGGUGUAUGGGAGGCGAUUGAGUCUAAGGAUCCUAAAGCGGUUGUUGAGGACAAGAUGGACAAACGGGCACUAGCUGUGAUUUACCAAGGAAUACCUGACGAGAUAGCGUCAACUAUUGAACAGUUUGGCAACUUAGAAAAAAUGUCUGUGGAAGAAACAAUUGGCUCCCUUAAGGCACAUGAAGAAAGGCUAAGGGGGAAAACAGAGAGUAGUGGUGGUGAACAGCAACUUCUCCUCACAGAAGAAGAGUGGGCGAAGAAAGAAAGUGUUGACGGACAGGUGCUUCUCACACGAGAAGAAUGGCUGAAAAGAACGAACAAAGGGGGAACACGGAGUGGCAAUGAAGCUCGUGGGAAGGAAUUUGUUCGUAGUGGAAGAAAGUGUCGAAAACCGAGACGAGAUAAAGAACAAAGAAACGAGGUGAACUUGACUCAAACUAAUGACGAUGAACCUACUCUUUUGUUGGCAAAAUGUGAUGAUAACAAGGGCGAACUGAUCCUGCUAAAUGAAGGGAAUCUGACUCCAAAACUGAACAUUGCUACAGAUGGGAAAAGUGAAGACUCAAACAUGUGGUAUCUUGAUAAUGGGGCUAGUAAUCACAUGACGGGCCAGCGUUCAAAGUUUACAGAGUUAGAUGAAAGUGUAACUGGACGAGUUAAAUUCGGUGACGGUUCCACAGUAAGCAUACAAGGGAAAGGAUCAGUAAAUUUCAUGACCAACAACGGAGAGGUACAUGUUCUCGAGGAGAUUGUACAAGGUAAUCAUCAAAGAAUUCAAGGGCUUAUGCUUAUUGUCAAAGGCGGAGGAAAUCUCUUGGCUGUGGCACUCGAGAUUGGGUCAUGUUAA
Molecule: messenger RNA, 957 nt
Organism: Daucus carota subsp. sativus
Lineage: Eukaryota; Viridiplantae; Streptophyta; Magnoliopsida; Apiales; Apiaceae
Exons: 4
Coding region: 1-957 (318 amino acids)
Source: RefSeq, a predicted model, not a curated record